UCCUUCCUCUCACAUUUGAAUAGAGUCGCAGCAGAACCUCUGAAAGUGACCAGACACAGAUCCACCCUGAAGUCCACCGGCGUCUGCAGGUGAUCUAUCUAUCAGUGAACGAUGGCGGACAUCAAACACAUCCCAGCGGAGGAGAUGGAGGACCUGAGAGAGGCCUUCAGCAAAGUCGAUGUGGACGGUAACGGUUACAUCAGCACAGACGAGCUGAACGACCUUUUCCGAGCCGCAAACCUUCCUCUGCCCGGAUACCGUAUCCGAGAGAUCGUCCAGGAGCUCAGCAGGACCAUGGACCUCAACCAGGACGGGAAGAUCACCUUCGAUGAGUUCGCCAAGGUGGUUCAUGAUCUGAAGAGCUCAGAAGUGGCCAAGACCUUCCGGAAAGCCAUUAAUAAGAAGGAGGGAAUCUGUUCAGUGGCGGGAACAUCGGAACAAUCCGGGACACAGCACUCGUACUCCGAGGAGGAGAAAGUGGCUUUUGUGAACUGGGUCAAUAAAGCCUUGGAGAAAGAUCCGGACUGCCAGCACGUUCUUCCCAUGGAUCCCAGUUCAAAUGAUCUGUUCACCGCAGUGGGAGACGGCAUCGUACUCUGUAAAAUGAUCAACCUGUCUGUGCCGGACACGAUCGACGAGAGAACCAUCAACAAGAAGAAGCUCACACCCUUCACAAUCCAGGAGAAUCUGAAUCUCGCACUGAACUCGGCCUCUGCUAUCGGCUGCCAUGUGGUGAACAUCGGAGCAGAGGACCUGAAGGAGGGCAGGCAGCAUUUAGUGCUGGGACUCCUGUGGCAAGUCAUCAAAAUCGGCCUGUUCGCCGACAUCGAAAUUAGUAGGAACGAAGCUCUGAUCGCACUGCUCAGGGAUGGAGAGAGUUUGGAGGAUCUGGUUAAACUGUCUCCUGAAGAGCUGCUGCUGCGCUGGGUCAACUAUCACCUGGAGGAGGCCGGAGCGCCCAAAAUCAACAACUUCAGCUCAGAUAUCAAGGACUCCAAGGCUUAUUACAACAUCCUGAACCAGGUGGCACCCAAAGGAGACGACGAGGGCAUCCCGGCCAUCCCUAUCGACAUGACUGGCAUACGGGAAAAAGACGACCUGAAGAGAGCCGAGAACAUGCUGGAACAGGCCGACCGGCUCGGGUGCCGACAGUUCGUCACGGCCACAGACGUGGUGCGAGGAAACCCCAAACUCAACCUGGCCUAUGUGGCCAAUCUGUUCAACAAGUAUCCCGCUCUGAAGAAGCCGGAAAACCAGGACAUCGACUGGAGCUCUAUUGAGGGAGAGACCAGAGAGGAACGCACCUUCAGAAACUGGAUGAACUCACUGGGCGUUAAUCCACGUGUCAAUCAUCUCUAUGUGGAUCUGGCUGAUGCGCUGGUGAUCUUCCAGCUGUAUGAAAAGAUCAAGGUUCCUGUGGACUGGGACAAAGUGAACAAACCACCGUAUCCCAAACUGGGCAGCAACAUGAAGAAGCUGGAGAACUGCAACUACGCAGUGGAGUUGGGAAAGAAGGAGGCCAAAUUCUCUCUGGUGGGAAUCGCUGGACAGGAUUUGCAUGAAGGCAAUCGAACUCUCACACUCGCUCUACUCUGGCAGCUCAUGAGGAGGUACACACUGAACAUCCUGGAGGAUCUGGGCGACGGGCAGAAGGUGAACGACGACACCAUCGUGACCUGGGUGAACGACGCGCUCAAACAAGCCGGUAAAGGCACCAUCAGCGGCUUUAAAGACGGGUCCAUCUGCACCAGUAUGCCGGUCCUGGACCUGAUUGACGCCAUCCAGCCCGGCUCCAUCCGCUACGACCUCCUCAAGGCAGAAGACCUGACCGAUGAAGAGAAACUCAACAACGCCAAGUACGCCAUCUCUAUGGCGAGGAAGAUCGGAGCCCGUGUGUACGCGCUGCCGGAGGAUCUGGUGGAGGUGAAGCCGAAGAUGGUGAUGACGGUGUUCGCUUGCCUCAUGGCUCGGGGAAUGAGACGAAUCUAGAACCGCAGCCGGGAUUAUACGCCUGCGUCUCAUCGCCUUUUACAUUUCCUUCAUAUGUCUUUUAUAGUUGCUCAACUAUUGGGUUCCUGUUCCAUGCACUGUAAAAAAGUAUUUCUUGUUUUUCAGGACAAAUAUCUAAACAUUCUUAAAUCAUGUUUAGAUAUCAAAUUUUGACAUGUCAUAAUUAUGACUUAAUAUGUCAGAAUUUCAACUUUUUAUGUCAUAGGCUAAUUAUGAUUUACAAAAGCAUGAAUUUCUUGUCAUAACUAGGCCUUUAUUAUUGAUGCAACCAAAA
This is a messenger RNA of Rhinichthys klamathensis goyatoka, 2284 nucleotides long. RefSeq names its product lymphocyte cytosolic protein 1 (L-plastin) (gene lcp1). NCBI's taxonomy places the organism in Eukaryota, Metazoa, Chordata, Actinopteri, Cypriniformes, Leuciscidae. Gene Ontology annotation, molecular function: actin filament binding; calcium ion binding. The record is from RefSeq and is a predicted model, not a curated record. Gene Ontology annotation, cellular component: cytoplasm; actin filament; actin filament bundle. Gene Ontology annotation, biological process: actin filament bundle assembly; actin filament network formation. Bases 112 to 1989 code for a protein of 625 amino acids. The transcript is spliced from 16 exons.